AGUGUUGCCGCUGGCCACACUGCCUCUCGAUUUGUCAAAAGAGACAAUGCUGAGUAAUCAUAGAAGCUCAAACAGAAAAUGUACUGAGUCAAGAAGAGAAAGAAAAAUCUGCUAAAAUCGUCCAAGCAGACGCAAUUUGUUAUAACACAUUGUUUAUUUAAUUGUUUAUUCUACAAUUUGUUCAUAAAUGAAAUUUAUUAUUGUAGCUCGUGCACACGUAAGUGAUAACAUGCUAAGUCUAAUUUAUUGUAAAUAUUUAACGACUAAAAUGAACUGUUUAUAGCUAGUGAAGAUGCGUCAGAUUUCACCACAAUCAAUUUGUGGUAGCAAGACUCUGUUGCGCAGGGAAUAAUGUAUCAAGGGAAACACCGAAAGUGUAAGUUGUAGUUUGAACUAUAAUUGUAUAUCCUAAUGAAUUAAUAAAACCCCUAUUUGCAGUUUAAAGCUGCACAAACGCAUGAUUCGCGUUGCUGCUAAGAACCGGGUGAGAAUUCCCCUCCAGCCCCCGCAACAUUCUUUAAAACUUUCGUGAGCACUGCGAGACGUGCGAUGUGAGAUGUGAGGUGUGUUCACCAUGUGCUAGUCGAACGGGAGACUGCGAAGAUUUCUCGCGCCCCGUUUCAUAGGUUUACACACGAGAUAUACGAGAAUCAGUUAAACUUCAGAGCGGCACAUUUGGCAACUGUAUGACGAUGAGUCCGGUUUCAGCCACUGGCGGUAAGCCCGCUCGAAUUUUACUACGGCUGCAGCAGCUACAAGAGAAAGAGCGCGCGAUACAGCAGCGCGAGAUAGACUUGGAGAGGCGAAUGCUUGCCUUAGAACAGAAGGCACUCCAAGAGAAGUACCGAUUGCUGGAACAGCAAUUGGUAAAACGAAAAUACAAGGACCGUCCCAAAGUGAGUCUAUGCACAACGACGACGAGUACCCCGGCUGAUGACUUUGCACCGGAGAUCACUGGCAGCAGAGCCGGGAACAUUCCUUCAACAGCAGAGAGGUGCACUGAUCAAAUCGGGAUAAGCGGCGGAGAGUUGAACACUCAUUCAACGAACCAGGCCUCCGAAAAACAAUCGACGGUUAGCGAGCCUGCCGAGCAGCUCGAAAUGAUGGACUAUUCGACCACAGCUAAUCGUGGGACUCAGCAGCGAAACACUCGCGCGAGUUCCGAAACAGCUCUAAGUGGUCAUCUCGCUCCGAUAUGUGAGAGCAGAAUACCGAAUGAUGGAAAGAAUACAGUAGCCUAUAGUGAUGGGAUGCAGCAGAAUACGUUUGCUGCUUUAAUAACACCAACGGUGAUGGAACAUACCACUUCGCUGGUGAUCAACCAACCGGUUGAACACGAUGAUCUCUUCUACGGCGCAAACACCUGGACCGGUAACCAUGCAGAAUGGGGCACAUUUGUAGAUGUGUUUGCGCCAGUAGCUGCCGAGAAGGGGUACUCAAACUGCGUAAACUUUGCGAAACUGCAACAAUAUUUGUCUGGUCAGUGGAAUCAGGAGGCCGACGGGUCAUCAAAACUCUGGAACUCCCUCGAGCAUCGGAUAUCAACAGCUUGGAUCUCAGGAUGUGAUUUUUUGGACGUUAUUUGUCAUGACCCAUGGAAGUUUGUGGCUGUGGUUAUGUACCCAAACGAACAUUCUCGUCUCAUACAGAUGAGAGUAAAACCCCAACCAGAUUCAACGAAAUCACUGCUAGCGACAACGACACGGCAGAAAUCAGCCUUUGUCUAUCUUGUUUUUCGAAUAUACCGAUGGAUUUUGGAGUCCCAUACCGUGACUCUAACGGACAUGCACCUUUGUUUCGAUUUGAUUACCAUUCAGGCAAUGCUGAAAUGGGCUUCAUCAAAGCAACAUUCAGUUCGCAAAAAAAGUAGCUGUUCGAUGGAGAUUCAAGUAACGAAAAUCGUCUACAACAUCAAGCGCCUAAGCGACUACGAGUGUACCCGAGCAGGAAUGAAUAACUGCCACAUAACUGGAGCAUACCAAAAUCAGGUAUCAUACCAAGACAAGGUAUUGGUCGGUUGUCCAGGUAUUGAAAAUAACUUAUUUUGGUAUUUUUUAGGUAUUGAUACAAUACCUCAACAAGUUAUUGAUUUGGUGUUGAGGACUGCUUGAGGUAUUAUUCGAUUAUGGAAAAAUUGCCAUUUAUAAGAAAAAAUCGACGAUUAUUAUUUAGGUAUUGUCAUACCUGAUGCCAUUAUUCACGCGUUAUGCACAGAAUACACACCAGUUAUUAUUUUAAGUAUUUUACCUCUUAUGCAGGGCUACUUAAUACCUCAUUCAGGUUGUAGGUAUUCGGUUUUCCAUACCUGAGUUAGUUAUUCUUCAGCUAUUUUCUCCUGCUCGGGUAGUGACUGCACUGUCCUGUGUAAUGCUAAAUUGCUACAAUUUAUGUGGGUAGAAGGGGAUUGUGUGUUGCAUAUUGAAGUUUUGAACAGUCAGGACGAUAAAGCGCUCGAAUUGCUCUUCGUAGUGACAUUGAGAAACAUAAACAAAACUGUGGAUUCUCAUCUGUACAUGAAGGCAAAUCAUACUGUCGACAUCGUUCUAAUUUACGGUUCCCGUCACCAGCCAACCAAGGAUUUCGAAGUAAUUACCACUCGUAAUGGGAAGAGUAUUUUCAACGAUCCGACUGCCGGCACUGAUAUCUACGCCUUGGAUAAGAAGGACGAAAGGAAGAUCGUUCUAGUGUCCGAGUUGGAAAUCAGUGUCUUCGGUAAAUCUCAGUUUACAAUUGGUAACAGUGUGUACGGAAGCAAGAGCACACACGUUGGUGAAUCUAACACGAAUAUGUUCCACUCGACCACGGAACCGGUCUCGAAGGACUUGGAUGAUAUUAACGUAUAUAAAAAGGAUCCUGGUGCAACUGUUUUAAGCCAAGGACCUGCGCGAUUUCCAAAAUUACAACAAAUGGUGAAAAAAUAUUUCAACGAUAAGACACCAUCCCGUGAAAUCAGCCAGAUGAAACCGUUGAUCGGCUCAACGCCGGUAUCCUGACCGCAGAUUUGGGAACCGAUAGAUGUGUAAUGACCAAACUUAUCCUACGUAACAUCGUCGUCUCGUUCAAGAAGUCCCGGGGUAUUCUUGGUUUCUACUGUAAAUCAGCACGUAGUCAUCAUCGAGGAAGGCAACUAGGGCUACAAGGCAUCCCGAACGCAUCGUCAGGUCCUAGCCGAGGACACGGGACUUAGAAAUCAAGAUUGUUGUCAGUCAGGGUGUAAAGUAGGGUUAUGUUUAAUUAAUUAAGCUGUGUGAGCAGCAAACAAGGUUGGACGAGAGGUUUUGGACAGUUCAAUUAGGUAAAACUGGGACUAUUCAACCCAGUGUUACGGGGGGGAGAAUGUUGCCGCUGGCCACACUGCCUCUCGAUUUGUCAAAAGAGACAAUGCUGAGUAAUCAUAGAAGCUCAAACAGAAAAUGUACUGAGUCAAGAAGAGAAAGAAAAAUCUGCUAAAAUCGUCCAAGCAGACGCAAUUUGUUAUAACACAUUGUUUAUUUAAUUGUUUAUUCUACAAUUUGUUCAUAAAGGAAAUUUAUUAUUGUAGCUCGUGUACACGUAAGUGAUAACAUGCUAAGUCUAAUUUAUUGUAAAUAUUUAACGACUAAAAUGAACUGUUUAUAGCUAGUGAAGAUGCGUCAGAUUUCACCACAAUCAAUUUGUGGUAGCAAGACUCUGUUGCGCAGGGAAUAAUGUAUCAAGGGAAACACCGAAAGUGUAAGUUGUAGUUUGAACUAUAAUUGUAUAUCCUAAUGAAUUAAUAAAACCCCUAUUUGCAGUUUAAAGCUGCACAAACGCAUGAUUCGCGUUGCUGCUAAGAACCCGGUGAGAAUUCCCCUCCAGCCCCCGC
Aedes albopictus (Asian tiger mosquito) is the source of this 3844-nucleotide messenger RNA. RefSeq lists its product as uncharacterized. The coding region runs from base 687 to 2111 and encodes 474 amino acids. The transcript is spliced from 2 exons. The record is from RefSeq and is a predicted model, not a curated record. NCBI's taxonomy places the organism in Eukaryota, Metazoa, Arthropoda, Insecta, Diptera, Culicidae.